CUUUCUUUCCGACGUUCCAGGCGCGUCCGUGAAGGCAGCACCCUGCUGGUCCCGCGGCCGCACGGCGUCACGGCCGCGACGCGUUGUGUCACCUCGACGGUUAACUGACCGACACGUCCCGCAGCAGGACAUAUAAUGACCCACAGCGACCGUUAGUCCGCGCGGGCACACUCACUCCCCUGCACCGCUCCUCUCUCCGCCAGAAAGAAAUCCUUCUCUUCUUCUUCUUCUUCUUCUGCCGUCGCCGUCGCCCGGUUCUCUCUGUCCGUCCAGGGAUGGGGUGGAGGCGGAUCCUUCCAGCGGGCAACGCGCCCCUCAUCGCGGUGACUUUGGCGCUGCUCGCCGUCGUCCUCUGCUCUUCUCCGGUCGGCGCCAACGAGGACUGUCUGUGGUAUGUGGACAAAAACGGCACCUGGCACAACGGCUUCGACUGCCCGCUCAUCACGUUCUGCUGCGGGAACUGCCACCGGCACUACUGCUGCCUGGAUGCCUUCAAGAUGAUCACGGAGAGGGAGCAGAAGCGAUGCAUGCUCUUCCAGUUCAGCCCCACCACUUUAGCCGGCAUCGCCUCGUCCAUCCUCCUGUUCGUGGCCAUCAUUGCCACCAUGGUGUGCUGCUUCAUGUGCUCGUGCUGUUACCUCUACCAGAGAAGGCAGCAGAGGGGCAGGACUCCGUAUGAUGCCCAGCAGAUCCCCAUGGCCACCUACCCACUGGAGCCCAUGUACGACGCCUACGGAAAACCACUGGGACCCUCCGAGUAUCCGCAUGCAGUUUAUCCAAUGGCGACCCAUUACCCUGGCAUGCCCCCUCAGUAUCCAGUGAUGCAUCCUGGGCCGUAUCCACCACACCUAAUGGACCCCGCAUACAGCCAGGCCCCUCCACCUUACUCUCCACCCCAGUAUCCGGGUCAUUGAUGACCUUGUCUACAAAUACGAACACACGCAGUGGGAAAUAACAGCAGCUGAGAGAAAGGACUGUUUCGAGUUGGAGGAGAAGGCAGCAACACUCUCACACACACACACACACACACACACACACACACACACACACACACACAUUCAAAUAAACCCUACAGCUUGACUAGCAGCAGUUUGCCUGUGAAAGAGAAGGAACAGGAGGCACUUUAAGAGUUUUUUUUUCUCUCUUUUCUUUUGUUUUUGUUGUUGUUUUUCCUACUUCUCUGGAGCAUUUGCUCAUAAAUCAAAUUCUGUUCCGCAACCCGAUGCCUGCUCGCUCAGGGUGAGUUUCACAAAGGGCGUCACGCCAGCCCCCAAAAAGUGAUGAGGUGUCCGGCUGGCGCCUCGAAUUCCCUGCUCUGUUACGCUCACCACAGUGGCCGGGUGUUACCUAAAGACGGGUUGCAUCAUAUUAAGAGAAGAGGGAGUAAAAAAAAAAGGAGAUUUGAAAUAAUGAUAAUGCACUCACUCCCUUUCUAUUUAAUGAAGUGGAAAAUGCUUUAUCCCUCGCUUUUGUUAAAUUUGAAUAGAUUGAUACCAAGAUGACAUUCCAGGUCAGUGUGGUUGAGGCUAAUGCAAAAAAACAACAACAACACAUUGGAAAUAAGGGACAUGUUUGAUUAAAGAGGUGACACGUUUGGGAUACUGUUUUCGAUUUUAUGGUUCUCCCAAUUCUGCGUAAUAAGCCUUUAGUCACCUAUUAGUUUCAACUUUGCUCUUCUUUUUUUCCCGUAUCUGACUCAAAUGAUGACUUCAUCGUGACGUAUUAGCUGCAUCGCUCCAUUGUAACAUGUCAACGUCGGCAUGCUGCCCCAUCAAAAUUAUCUUUUUCAAAUGUCUCUGUCCUCCUGUUUUCAAUGAAUUAGAAACUUAGUCUUAACACUAAUCUCAUAAUGCCGGGUAGUGCGUUUUACUGUGGUACAAUUCUCGUUAAAUGUUUUGUUCUUUUUUGCUUGUAACAUAUCAGGUCAGGGGAGCUGCAGGUCAUGCUGCUUUAUGCUGUCAUGUCCGGCCUUACAAUAAUUAACCGUGAAAAAAAAGCACGAGAGAUUAACUAUUUAAAUACAUAUUUUGUAAAUCGGAUCUUCAGCUGAAUAUUUUAUGAUGAUGUAACGAGUUAUUUUAAAACAACGUAUUGUUAUUGUAACAUGAGAUAUGAGGUCCUUUCCCUUUGGUAUUCAUUAUCAUCGAGGUUACCUUUUACUGUGAAUAGGUUCUCUCUUUAUGGACUAAGCUACAAAGCCAAAAAUCACUACUGUUGGAAAAAAAAGUAGGUUUUUGUUGAGCGUCUCUUAUUAAAGGUUUGACAUCUG
Scophthalmus maximus (turbot) is the source of this 2269-nucleotide messenger RNA. It is a transcript of the gene shisa4, whose product is annotated as shisa family member 4. The record is from RefSeq and is a predicted model, not a curated record. Bases 276 to 914 code for a protein of 212 amino acids. Lineage: Eukaryota; Metazoa; Chordata; Actinopteri; Pleuronectiformes; Scophthalmidae. The transcript has 5 exons.